GAAAGUGAUCUUCGAGAAAUUCACCAAGACCUAGUGAACUGUUGUAAUUGUACUGAAAGAGAGAUCGAGGUGCAAGAGAGAUUAAGAACAGAACAACUGAAUGAGAUAUGUCAGCUUUCCGCUCGAAUCAGUGAACUCACCGAUCACGUAGAGAAAGCGCGGCUGAGAGAGGCAAUUAUUUCUGAUGAUAUCGAGUAUAACAUCAACAUGCUCAUGCAGAUGCGAACACGAGUUGACAAUAAACUUGUGGAAAUCAAGCAAAGGAAAAGGGAACACAAACACCAUUUAAAACAAAUGAAGAACGAAAUGCUUCUGAUGCAUCAAGAGCUGGGCGAAUGGGACAGAAAAUAUGACGAGCUGUGUGAAAUGAUAAAGCGAAUGGAAGUCACCCGCCGGCAGUUACAAGAAAGAAUCAAAGAGCAACAGCAGAGAGAAACAGCAGCUAAGGCA
This is a messenger RNA of Ostertagia ostertagi, 450 nucleotides long. The record is from the annotation of a GenBank genome assembly. NCBI's taxonomy places the organism in Eukaryota, Metazoa, Nematoda, Chromadorea, Rhabditida, Trichostrongylidae.